This is a messenger RNA of Cinclus cinclus, 1417 nucleotides long. RefSeq names its product G-protein coupled receptor 12-like. The transcript has a single exon. Gene Ontology annotation, cellular component: membrane. Bases 1 to 1047 code for a protein of 348 amino acids. NCBI's taxonomy places the organism in Eukaryota, Metazoa, Chordata, Aves, Passeriformes, Cinclidae. Gene Ontology annotation, molecular function: G protein-coupled receptor activity. The record is from RefSeq and is a predicted model, not a curated record. Gene Ontology annotation, biological process: G protein-coupled receptor signaling pathway.
AUGCUGCACGGCCCCGCCGCCAUGGGGGAGCCGUGGCCGCCGCAGCCGCAGCAGCAGCGGCUCCCGGGGCUCGGCAACGCCUCGGAGCCCCCAGCCUGGCCCUCGGCGGCGGCGGCCGGGCCGGGCACGGCGGCACCGAGCGGCGGGGCCGCGGCCGCGGGGUCCGUGAGCCCUUGGGACAUCGCGCUGUGCGCCACGGGCACGGCGGUGGCGGGGGAGAACGCGCUGGUGCUGGCCGUGCUGUUCUACACGCCGAGCCUGCGGGCGCCCAUGUUCCUGCUGAUCGGCAGCCUGGCUCUGGCCGACCUGCUGGCCGGGCUGGGGCUAGUGGCCAACUUCGCCGUGCGCUACCUGCUGCGGCCGCCCAGCGAGGCGGCGGAGCUGGCGGCGGCGGGGCUGCUGCUGGCCGCCUUCUCCGCCUCCGUCUGCAGCCUCCUGGCCAUCACGGUGGACCGCUACCUGUCGCUGUACAACGCGCUCACCUACCACAGCGAGCGCACGCUGGGCUUCACCUGCGCCAUGGUGCUGCUGAUGUGGCUGCUGUGCCUGGGCGUGGGGCUGCUGCCCCUCCUGGGCUGGAACUGCCUGCGGGACCAGAGCUCCUGCAGCAUCCUGCGGCCCGUCACCAAGGACAACGCGGCCGUGCUGGCCGUCACCUUCCUGCUCCUCUUCGCCCUCAUGAUGCAGCUCUACCUGCAGAUCUGCAAGAUCGCCUUCCGGCACGCCCAGCAGAUCGCCGUGCAGCACCAGUUCAUCGCCACGGCGCAGGCCACCUCCACCCGCAAAGGGCUCUCCACGCUGUCUCUCAUCCUCGGCACCUUCGCCCUGUGCUGGAUCCCCUUCGCCAUCUAUUCCCUGGUGGCCGAUUCCAGCUACCCCGCUGUCUACACCUACUCGCUGGCGCUGCCCGCCACCUGCAACUCGCUCAUCAACCCCAUCAUUUACGCCUUCAGAAACCCAGACAUCCAGAAGUCCCUCUGGCUGGCCUGCUGCGGGUGCAUCCCUUCUACGUUCUCCUCCAGACCAAGGACAUCCAGCGACGUGUGAGGACUGAGCACGGAGCCAGAGGUGCUCCCUGGCUCUCCUCCUUCUUCUCUUUUUCCCCUCUGUCGUUAUUGUUUCCUACCGGGAGGAGUCCCCCUCCCCGGUCAGCACAUCUCGUUCCAUGGAAAGACGGCCGAAAAGAGAGGGAAAAAAAAAAAAAAAGCAAAAGGGAAAAAGAAAGAGAGAGAGUAGAAUGAUAAUGGUUUCCUUUAGAAAUGUUAUUUUCUUACACAUUUUAUUUUUUAUUUAAAAACACAAAACACCAAAAAAAAAAAAGAAAGGAAGAAAAAGAAAAGGGAAAAGGAUCCUCGCACAAUGACGUUUGUCUGCUCUCGGGGUAAGGAGCCAGCGGAGCAGCGGGCCCCAUCCGGGU